Molecule: messenger RNA, 3695 nt
Organism: Lacerta agilis (Sand lizard)
Lineage: Eukaryota; Metazoa; Chordata; Lepidosauria; Squamata; Lacertidae
Gene: AGAP1
Product: ArfGAP with GTPase domain, ankyrin repeat and PH domain 1
Cellular component (GO): nucleus
Molecular function (GO): GTPase activator activity; protein binding; GTP binding
Source: RefSeq, a predicted model, not a curated record
GGGACGGUCCGUUGCCGCUCCGCCCCCCCCCGCCCCCGCCAUGAACUACCAGCACCUCCAGCAGCAGCAGCAACUGGCCAACUCGGCGGCCAUCCGGGCGGAGAUCCAGCGCUUCGAGUCGGUGCACCCCAGCAUCUACUCCAUCUACGAGCUUCUGGAACGGUUGGAGGAGCCGGCUCUGCAGGGCCAGAUCCGGGAGCACGUCAUCGCCAUCGAAGAUGCCUUUGUAAAUAGCCAGGAGUGGACACUAAGUCGAUCUGUGCCAGAACUUAAAGUGGGAAUUGUGGGCAACUUAGCUAGUGGUAAAUCUGCCCUGGUACAUCGAUAUCUGACUGGGACGUAUGUCCAGGAGGAAUCACCAGAAGGUGGGAGAUUCAAGAAGGAGAUAGUAGUUGAUGGACAGAGUUACCUGCUGCUGAUUAGAGAUGAAGGUGGUCCUCCUGAGGCACAGUUUGCCAUGUGGGUGGAUGCUGUUCUAUUUGUCUUCAGCCUAGAGGAUGAAAUUAGCUUCCAAACCGUGUACCACUACUAUAACCGUAUGGCAAACUAUCGCAACACUAAUGAAAUCCCAAUGGUACUUGUGGGUACUCAGGAUGCUAUAAGUUCCAGUAAUCCUCGUGUCAUUGAUGAUGGUAGAGCGCGGAAACUGUCGAAUGAUUUGAAAAGAUCUACCUACUAUGAAACCUGUGCUACCUAUGGGCUGAAUGUGGAUAGAGUCUUUCAGGAUGUUGCACAGAAGAUUGUUGCAACAAGGAAAAAACAGCAGUUUUCGAUAGGCCCUUGCAAAUCCCUACCAAACUCUCCAAGCCACUCAUCUGUAUGUUCAGUCCAGGUUUCUGCAGUACAUAUCAGCCAGACCAGUAACGGAGGAGGGAGUUUAAGUGAUUAUUCCUCCUCUGUCCCAUCUACUCCAAGCACCAGCCAGAAGGAGCUACGGAUUGAUGUUCCACCUACCACAAAUACUCCAACUCCUGUUCGUAAACAGUCCAAGCGCCGGUCCAACCUUUUUACGUCUCGGAAAGGGAGCGACCCAGACAAAGAGAAGAAAGGACUGGAGAGCAGAGCAGAUAGUAUUGGAAGCGGUCGUGCAAUUCCAAUUAAACAGGGCAUGCUGCUGAAGCGAAGUGGCAAAUCUUUAAAUAAAGAGUGGAAAAAGAAAUAUGUUACUCUCUGUGAUAAUGGCGUACUGACCUAUCAUCCAAGUUUACAUGAUUAUAUGCAGAAUGUUCACGGAAAAGAAAUUGAUCUUCUGAGGACCACAGUUAAAGUCCCAGGGAAGAGGCCACCUCGAGCUACAUCAGCAUGUGUACCCAUCUCCAGUCCGAAAACAAAUGGCUUGUCCAAAGACAUGAGUAGUUUACAGAUAUCACCAAAUUCCGGAAAUGUGACUACUAGUACUUCUGUGUCUCAGAUGGCAAGCGGCAUCAGUCUGGUUUCCUUCAACAGUCGCCCUGAUGGGAUGCAUCAGCGUUCCUAUUCAGUCUCCAGUGCCGACCAGUGGAGUGAAGUGACAGUUGUUGCAAACUCAGGCAUUAGUAGUGAUACUGGCUUGGGAGAUUCUGUGUGUUCUAGUCCAAGUAUAUCUAGCACCACAAGUUCUAAGCUGGACCCUCCUCCUUCCCCUCAUGCAAACAGAAAAAAGCAUCGCAGGAAGAAAAGCACAAGCAAUUUUAAAGCUGAUGGUAUCUCAGGCACUGCCGAAGAACAAGAAGAAAACUUUGAAUUUAUCAUUGUGUCUCUUACUGGUCAGACUUGGCACUUUGAAGCUACAACAUAUGAAGAAAGAGAUGCUUGGGUCCAAGCUGUAGAGAGUCUUCUGGCCAGCCUGCAGUCAUGUGAGAGCAGCAAGAAUAAGUCCCGACUGACAAGUCAGAAUGAGGCCAUGGCCCUUCAGUCAAUAAGAAACAUCAGAGGCAAUUCUCGCUGUGUGGGCUGUGGGGCACAAAAUCCUGACUGGGCAAGCUUAAAUCUGGGAGCACUCAUGUGUAUUGAAUGCUCAGGGAUACACCGAAACCUUGGCACACACGUGUCCCGUGUGCGCUCACUUGACUUGGAUGAUUGGCCCAUUGAACUCAUCAAAGUAAUGUUGUCCAUUGGGAACGAGUUAGCAAAUAGCGUGUGGGAAGAAAAUACCCAGGGACGGACAAAACCCUCUCCAGACACCACAAGGGAAGAAAAAGAGCACUGGAUCCGAGCAAAAUAUGAGCAGAAGCUCUUCCUUGCUCCACUGCAGUGCUUAGAGUUUUCCUUAGGCCAGCGCCUGCUAAGAGCAACUGCGGAGGAAGAUUUGCGAACAGUCAUCCUGCUUCUUGCUCAUGGGACACGAGAAGAAGUAAAUGAAACCUGUGGAGAUGGAGACGGGCGUUCAGCCUUACAUCUAGCAUGCCGGAAAGGAAAUGUGGUGUUGGUGCAACUGUUAAUUUGGUAUGGUGUUGACGUUAUGGCCCGCGAUGCCCAUGGAAAUGGUGCUUUGGCCUAUGCCAGGCAAGCCACCAGCCAAGAGUGCGUUGACAUUCUCCUGCAGUACGGCUGCCCAGAUGAGCGCUUUGUCCUUAUGGCUACUCCCAAUUUAUCACGGAAGAACACGAAUAGGAACAACAGCAGUGCAAGGAUGCCCACCAUCAUCUGAAAAUACUGGUUCUUGCUUUCUGACAUUACUAAUAUUCAUGCAGCCUCAUGUUAUGCAUUACUUUCACAGCUGAAGCCCAUGAGUCUGUAAAGUAGCCCUUCUUUUCUCCUCAGGUCUCACUUUCUCCAGAGAGGGUGGGAAUUGCCUGGCUACUGUAAAAAGACAAGAAGGAGAAGGAGAAAAGAGGACUGCAGAAACCAUUUGUUUUAAUAAAAAUAACUCAAAGGAUGGAACUGUAGAUGGGAGGGGAAGACAAAGAGAGGUCAUGGAUUCACUAAUGAUAGCACAUGACAUGGGACCAUUUGACUGGGUGUCUCGAGGCAAGACUCCCAAGGCAAGUAUUGCAUGAGAGUUACUGGAGGGAAACAACAGGGGGAAGACGAGAAGAAAUUGCAACUUUCCUUAACUGACAGUUAAGCACAUCAGUACAAUUCACCUCUACCAAACUGAACAUUUGGAUUUCAUUCCCUUUUCUGAAGAGCUUGACGGCAUAAAUCAGAAGCAAGCACAGAGUUUGUCAGGUCUGAAGCUCCUAUGAUGGUAUGUGUCAAAUCAGUUGUAGCUAAUCUGUCCAGGGAGAAUACUGGCUUCAUUACACUUGUAUAGUUGAGUUCUUCCAGCAUUACUGCUGUUUAAUAGAACAUGAUUAGUCAUCACGGAGAAAAAAGCAUAUUAGCUGAGGAGGUAGUUACAUGGCACGCUUCGGUGAUUGCUUGGAUGUGAUUGCAAUAUUCUUAGAAGCAUCAUAUUAUCUCAGACAUGUUCUUUCAAGCCCUUGGAGCCCUCCUUUCUAAAUUCACUGUCAUAAUUUAGUAUCUGUUUAAUUUUUCAGUCCAAAGAGAGGAAAUCAGUUGCUGAGUAUUAUUUGACUGCAGCCUCCUUGGUGUAAAAACAAAAUGGAAAAAAUAAAUAAGAAUAGCUAUGAAAUGCAAAAAGGAUUAAUGAAUACUGCUAAGGAAAAAAUAUUUCAAGCUCAUUUAUGAGAAUAACUACAUAAAAGGCUAAUUUUUUCCCUCCUGAGAAAUACAUUGUUCACUUGCACCAAUAUGAAUGUGUUGAGUUUCAC